Parnassius mnemosyne (clouded apollo) is the source of this 216-nucleotide messenger RNA. NCBI's taxonomy places the organism in Eukaryota, Metazoa, Arthropoda, Insecta, Lepidoptera, Papilionidae. The record is from the annotation of a GenBank genome assembly.
AUGCAUUCCAAUUUAGCAACAUUGAUUUUUUUACAUCUUUCAUACUUUCCUAACAUAGUUUUAAAAGUCGGUAACACUGUCGCUUUUUACCACGGAGAUAAAGUAUUCUGUGCUUUUUACUUUGUGUGCUUUGUGCUUUGUGAUGUCGUCGUUAAGUAUCGAGUGUCGUCGUCUUUCCUAAAGUUUUAUCAAGGUAUCCCUCAACUAAGUUGGUGA